Messenger RNA from Syngnathoides biaculeatus (alligator pipefish), 1797 nucleotides. It is a transcript of the gene dmac2l, whose product is annotated as distal membrane arm assembly component 2 like. The transcript has 5 exons. NCBI's taxonomy places the organism in Eukaryota, Metazoa, Chordata, Actinopteri, Syngnathiformes, Syngnathidae. The record is from RefSeq and is a predicted model, not a curated record. Bases 101 to 691 code for a protein of 196 amino acids.
GCCAGCCAAUAGGAAGUCACCAUUUCAGCGACGUCAUCGAGGCGUAUAUGACAAAAUGGCCGCGGUGUACAUGUAAACAAACCCGUUCACCUUUAAAAGGAUGAACCUGCUUGUGAAGUCGCUGCAGUCGGCAAUAAAGCAGAGAGAGAGUAGCCGGAGACACUUCUGGGGCUGGCUCAAUGCUGUUUUCAAUAAGGUGGACUACGAGCGCAUCAAGGCCGUGGGCCCCGAUCGGGCGGCGUCCGAGUGGUUGCUGCGGUGCGGCGCCAAGGUGCGCUUCCUGGGUUUGGAUCGCUGGCACGGAGACUACAACGCGCUACCCACCGGACCUCUGGGGCGCUUCAAGAUCCAAGCCAUCGACGCCACCGAGUCCUGCAUCAUGUACCGAGGCUUCGACCAUCUCGAGGGCUUGGACCACGUGGAGGAGGUGAAGCUCAACAAGUGCGUGUACAUCGAGGACGCGUGCUUGGAGCGAUUCUGCUCGCUGGAGAACCUUCAGCGCAGCGUCUUCAUGAUGGAGGUGGUGUCGUGUGGGAACGUCACGGACAAGGGCCUCGUCGCUCUGCACAAACUCAGGAAUCUCGAGUACCUGUUCCUCAGUGACCUGCCGGGUGUCAAAGACAAACACAACACGGUGGAACGUUUAAAGACUGCACUCCCCCGCCUUGACAUCCACGUGGACCUUGACUAAACACCGCCACCACCAACAAAGCACUUUAUGCUGUUGACACAAACGUAUUUAUAGUCAACAUUGCUCUUGUUAACUAUCCGGCGCAGAGGGUUCUCUUUAUGCUCCCUCACAAAUAUCAAUGCCUGUAUGCCUCCAGGGCGCCAUUUUAGGUUCCACAGCUUGUCGUUGGGGGCAAUAGAUGGAUAUUUAGCUUCUCAGUGUAUCGGUUCGUCCGGUAGAAUAAAACAAUGAUCCCAGAGCAUGCACAAUAGUUUCAUUGAAUGGUUGGUUGUCAAAAUGUGGUCUGAUUGGCCAGGGACCAGUCCAGGGUGUGCCCCGCCUCUCGCCCCCUAAGUCAGCCACCAAUGAUCUUAAAAAAAAAAAAAAAAAGACUGGAUAGCGCAUACACAUCGAGCGGUGUCGAUUGGUUGAAGCCAGUCGGCCGCCAUCUUGGUACUCCCAAAACAUGUGGAGGACAGAUUGGAUUGUGGUGGGGUUUUUCCUCAAAGUUUGGCAUGUAGAAUUAAAACUGGUCCUGUGAGCUUGACAUUUUUUCAGUUGUGGUAGCAUGAAGGAUUUUUAAUUCGACUUGGUAAGCCAAAAAAGGAAAAACAUAGAAAACCGUGACUAGCAAGAAACCUUGCAUAUUACCUAUGGCACGAUUUCUGUGACAUGCUAACUUUUCCCAAAAUACGCUGUGAAGCACUAUCAUCAUAACAUAUAAAAAAAAAAACUAAGCAUUUUUUUGUCAUAAAAACAUUACAUUUUAAGUCAGUUAAGAUAUAUUUUUGGAAAUAUGAGAAAAUACAUGCUAAAGGCAUUGUUCAUUUGUUGUCUCUCCGACGUCCUGUUUCAGACAGAAGAUUUCAACUUGUUUCCUCGCAUUAGAAAAUCUAAUUCAAUUUGCAGAGUUCUGUUUUAUGUAAUUCAUCAAAAAGUUCACAGGACAUGUGUUUUCUUGCUUAUCCACCGAUGAAUUUCGGAAAAUAUUUGCAUCGUUUUUUCGCGCAAAAACCGUCGGCUAAUAAAGGUGAAGCAGAGAGUGAACAGUGAACAACAACAACUGGAAAAAAAAAACUUUGUGAAAAAUGAAUUAAGCUCAUCAGAAAAUAAAAAAAAAAAACCUU